GUUAUCUUGCUCUGCCUACUGGUGACUGCGCUCUUGGGCUCAAAGGUAAAUUGUCAUGAUAAGGAGCGCAUACGUGAGGAUCAUAUACACUUCUGCUGCAAGCAUCCCGACGGUCACAACGAUGUCACUGAGAAGUGCGCCAAGCAAACCAACUUCAAGCUGCCAUCACCUAAGGAGGAGGCACCCGAGGAUGUCACUGUGGAUGAGGUGAUGGAUGCCACUUGCUGGGCCAAAUGUGUUUUUGAUAAUUACAAGUUCCUGAAGAACGAUACACUCGACAUGCAGGCGGUGCGCAAUCACUACAAGACCGUCCAUAAACUCGAUCCCGAGUAUGAGUCGGAAAUGAUUGCUGCCUUCGAUCAAUGCCACUCCAAGGCGGAAAAAGCCACAUCCGACUUUCUAGAGAAUCCCUUGAUGAAAGCCUUUGCUGUGCAGAAGGUCAAUAGUUGCAAGCCCAUCUCGGCUAUCAUCUUGUCUUGCGUCAUCUAUCACUUCUUCCAUAGUUGCCCCAGAAAUCGCUGGUCCAAUACUACAGAGUGUGUGGAGACGCUAGAUUUUGCCACAAGGUGCAAAGAUAUUCUUCAGACCAUGUGA
Messenger RNA from Drosophila busckii, 594 nucleotides. RefSeq names its product general odorant-binding protein 66-like. The annotation marks the transcript as partial. Gene Ontology annotation, molecular function: odorant binding. The transcript is spliced from 3 exons. Lineage: Eukaryota; Metazoa; Arthropoda; Insecta; Diptera; Drosophilidae. The record is from RefSeq and is a predicted model, not a curated record.